CCUAAACCAAGAUGGCAGCCUCCAUGUGAUGUUUUGCUUUACUGAACUGUUUGUACUUUUUCCGAUAUAAUUUUAAUAUAAUACUGUUCUAGCACUAGCAUCGUCACACUAAAUUGCACAAAUGUUAUCAAGAGUGUCUAGAGUGUGUACACGCAAAGCUGUGCUCCACAUAAGUUUUGUAAAAUCAACAUUGGAAGGUCUUGGAUGUACAAGUAGAAGUUGUUCCACCACAGGAGAGUCCAUAUUUGGACCCAGCUUUGAAGACGAGAAUGCAAUACCAGAGUACGACACCAUAAACAUUAACAUAAAAGGCUAUGACUUUGCAGUGCUGGAAAAAUAUGCAAGAUAUGUGCAUAAUACAGCCGAAAAUAUUGGUAUAAAUGUCACAAACAGCUGGCCAGUACUGCCACAGGCAAGUCUUGUGCAGAGAAUUAAGCAACGGAGCAACCUUGUGGAAGCCGAGUAUAACCUGUCGUUAUACGAGAGAGUAGUCCAGGUGGAUAAAUUACCUUCUACACUAGCUACAAUCCUGCUUGAUGUAAUACAAACGUCUCUACCAGAGGGAAUCCAAUUCACUAUGAAAUACCAUACACAAUUGGCCGAUAUUUCACGUUACAUCCCAGACAGGGAGCUUAAAGAGUUGGAGGCACAACUUACUGAUCUGGGAGGCCCCUCAGAAGACCGAAAAAAGAGGCGGUGAUCGUAGUCAGCGUGAUUUCAUUGAUUACACCGGUGGUUGCCAACUGUAAAAAGCAUCACUCAAUGGUGGUCUUGCUUUGCACGUGCGAACUUGCACAGUAAGUGAUACUUACGUGAAAAAAGACGAGAAUGUUUUUAUAUGUAUUGAUAGAAAACAUGGAAUAGAUUGUGUGAGAAUAGACACAAAACACAAAAUCGCAAUAAAAAUCUAGCACUAAACAAGCAGCUUUGUUUAUAACAUUUAUUGCAUGGUAUAAAUAAAUGGUGGAUCAAAUAGA
This is a messenger RNA of Priapulus caudatus, 977 nucleotides long. RefSeq names its product 39S ribosomal protein L48, mitochondrial-like. The transcript is spliced from 7 exons. Gene Ontology annotation, cellular component: mitochondrial ribosome. Lineage: Eukaryota; Metazoa; Priapulida; Priapulimorpha; Priapulimorphida; Priapulidae. The coding region runs from base 122 to 700 and encodes 192 amino acids. The record is from RefSeq and is a predicted model, not a curated record.